CGGCUUCAUUCGUGUGCCAUCGUUCGGUCGAGCCGUCUGCCGUUCCCUUGGUGCAUUUUGUUUCCCCGCAAUUUCUAUAUAUUUUGUACACCCAGCCUUUGCUGAAAAUUUUCUCCGCGUGUUGUGUGUAGUGUGUGUGUUUGCGGAGGGUAAAAAAGAACGUUUAUCGUUCCCUUUAUCACCACCGCGGUGGCAUAGAACAAUCGCUCCCUCUCUCUCUCCAAUCAGCCCGCAAGUGGUGGUGGCAGUUCGCUGGCGGUGCGCUGCAGUUUAUCCUUCCUUUCUGCCUGGCCGCGGCAGCCAACUAUCAACAGCGAAAACGUACGCGCGCGCACACGCAUCGUCCCUUCUCGGCAGGGCAGCGCAGCGUACCAAACAAGCCGAAAAAUCGUGUCGUGUUCUGCCCCAUUCCGGAACGCGUGACCAACAACGCGUCUGCAAACAGCGGCAGCACCAGCUCGGGAAGGAGAGCUGCACGGCCAAUACAACCAGCGCCAGGCCCGAAAGGUAUAUAUUAAUCAUCGGCACACACACACACGCGGCUGCGGUUGCUGCUGCACACAUAUCGUACGAUUGGACCGUACCGUAUCUGCGCUUGGGUGUGAUAGUGUCGUGCACCAGCCGGACGGGCUUUAUUCAUCCAUCAUCAAGCGCGAGCCGCGUACGGCGCAGAUACGCAGCCAGACAGCGACGAUUCAGCAGAUGCUCCACUGGUCGCGUCAGUAGAGGAAAAACAAAGCAAACAGAGGGACGACAUCCCAAAAAGGUCGAUACCGAGGGGCAGCAAUGGCACCGGAUGCGAACGGGACGGCACUGUACGGCAGCAGCAACAACAACAACCACCAUCACCACCACCAUCACGAGCAGAAGCUGGUGCAGCAGCGCCCAUCCGCCACGAUGAACGGGUCCGCGAAGGCGGCCAACGGUGGGGCGCCCCAGCCCCAGCAGCACAGCAAGGCAUCGUCGCCGCCGGCGGACGAGGAUCGGUCCGCCCGGCAAUCGCUCAUCAUUCUCGCGGCCAUCUUCUUCACCAGCCUGUUCGCGAUGGUGUACGUGUACGCGAUGUUUCCCCAGCUGGAAGAGUCGGAAAAGCAAUAUCUGAAGGUGCCGUUCGAUAUCGAGGACGCGAAGCAGCUCGGCCGGGUGCUCGACCGCUACAAAGACCUGUACAAUCUGGAGGUGAUGUUCGGCAUCAUACUGGUGUACAUAUUUCUGCAAACGUUUGCCAUUCCCGGUUCGCUGUUCCUCUCGAUACUGAGCGGCUUCCUGUACAGCUUCCCGGUCGCCCUCACGCUCGUCUGCUUCUGUUCCGCGCUGGGCGCCACGCUGUGCUACCUGCUCUCGCAGCUGGUGGGCCGCCGGCUGGUCAAGUACUACUUUCCCGAGCGGGCCCACCACUGGGCGAAGCAGGUCGACCGGCACCGGGACGAUCUGCUCAGCUACAUGCUGUUCCUGCGCAUGACGCCGUUCCUGCCGAACUGGUUCAUCAACCUAGUCGCGCCGGUCAUCGGCGUACCGCUCUACCCGUUCGCGCUCGGCACCUUCCUCGGCGUCGCGCCGCCCUCGUUCAUCGCGAUCCAGGCGGGCAAGACGCUGUACAAGAUGACCAGCUCGAGCGACGCGUUCAGCUGGGGCUCGAUCGCGAUGCUGGCCGCCUUCUCCGUCGUCGCGCUCGUGCCAGUGAUCUUCAAGCGCUACUUUAAGGCCAAGAUCGACUAAAUCGGCACACACACACGCAUACAUACUAAACUCUUGCCCGAUGUGUCGUCUGGGUGUGUGCGAAAGCGCGAAUAAUUUAGCCGAUAGCUUAAAUAAUCUAGCCAAAGAGUAAAUCAAGCAAGCGAGAGGAGGGAAACACACACACACCCAAAAGGAAAUAAGUUAGACGUAAGAGCGCAACUGAGAUGAAUAUUCCUAUUAAGGUAAUUAGGGAGGACAAGGAAGAAGAAACAAAACAACAACACUUUCGCAAGUUACAUCGCACACCGAUCUUCUUGAUCCGGGAAAGGAGCUCGGGAAGAGAGGAUCAUCGAUAUGGAGGAACACGCAAAAAACAGCGAAACAGUAGACAGUGCGCGGCUGUACGGACGAGUAGGAAAGUAGUUAGAAGAGUUAGACACAGCUACAUAAAAAAAACAUACAAACCAAACGAAAAGCGCUUAGCCAUUUGGCAAGGCAGUAGUCUUGUUUGCCACUGGGCGAGCAAACCUUAAGGCCCAUCUCCCUCAAGACACUUUUUGGGUUUGUUUUUUUAAAUGUUUUUUUUUUUACACCGGCCAGACAGCAAUAGGGUUACAAACCACACGCAGAAGAAAACGGAAAAAAGGCCAUCAUCAGUCUCGAAGCGUGUUAAAUUAUUAGUGUUAUUUAAAAUUGUUUGUAAAAAGGGUAAACAAAAUGAACCGAAUACGAUCGUACUGCAACUAAAACUAUUUGUCCCAACAAACCAACUCCCGAAAUCGUGUAACUGAUUUAUCAGAGUGUGCGUGUAGGUACGUUUGUAUGUGUUUUGUGUGUAUGUGUAGUUUUGAUUUGUUUUAUAUUGUGAUGUAAGCAUUAUCCUAAAGAUAAAAAAUGGGCGAAAAGGCGACACACACACACACGCGCGCGCGAGCACUUGUCCUAAAGAUGAAGAAUUGUGUAUUGAGCGCGAAUGUUAGCGUGGGUAAGAAAGAUAGGGAUUAUGGUUAAGAUGCGUCAAAAAGGGUUAUAAUGGUACGCACGCAAUGCAAGGAAAAGGGAAUGGUUUUAUUUUCGUAGUACGGUACGCGUUUUGUGUAGAAUGAGUUGCGCGAAAAAAAAACAAUACGCCAACAAAAUAGCUAAUUUUGCAUCAAAUCAAGUGCAUCAGAGUAAGAUAAAUUGGAGCUGCAUAAGUGCAUAGUCAGUGUGUGUGUGUGUUUGUGUGGAAAGAGGGAUAGAGCUAGUAGAAAGGAAGAAAGCGUGCACACGUCUAUUGGGGAAGCUUUCGUAGUCAUCAGCGAUAGGCAAACGCAUCCGGGACUGGGAAGGCGAGAAAAUGAUAAUUUAUUGCAGCAACAAAAAGAAGAAAAAAUAGCAACACGCUUGCAAAUUGCGCAUCAUUUCGACGCAAACCAGGCAAAUUAUGCCUAGCGAGCAUCGAAGGAUAUAUUUCAAAGGUAUUAUGUGUGGUAUUGCUUUUCCCUGUAAAAUGUACGCGAUCGGCGCAAUAAAUGAGUAACCCCGGACCAAGCAGGCAGAGAACGCUAAAAACCAA
Anopheles arabiensis is the source of this 3238-nucleotide messenger RNA. It is a transcript of the gene stas, whose product is annotated as transmembrane protein 41 homolog. Gene Ontology annotation, cellular component: endoplasmic reticulum membrane. The record is from RefSeq and is a predicted model, not a curated record. The coding region runs from base 787 to 1719 and encodes 310 amino acids. The transcript has 4 exons. NCBI's taxonomy places the organism in Eukaryota, Metazoa, Arthropoda, Insecta, Diptera, Culicidae.